This is a messenger RNA of Nematocida major, 335 nucleotides long. RefSeq lists its product as uncharacterized. The record is from RefSeq and is a predicted model, not a curated record. The transcript has a single exon. NCBI's taxonomy places the organism in Eukaryota, Fungi, Microsporidia. The annotation marks the transcript as partial.
AUGGCAGUGCUUCACAUGGGAAAGGAAAAGCUUUCCCUUACUCUCGUGCGAUGUUUUUUCAAUUUAUUCGGAAUUGCCCUGUCCUGGGCUGUUAUUUCCAUGGGGGUGGAUAUCGUUGCAAACUCUUUCAAAGUCGGUCUUUCACGGGAGUAUCUGUACUUUCUUGACGGGUACUCCCUCAGCAGAUACCAGAGCACUCUUGUGAUGACGCAGGAGAUGUACGCAUUUGAGCUUCUGCUUUCUCUCCUCCGAAUAACCACGCAGUCUUUUAUCACUUCUCUUAUGCAGAUAUCUUCGCGUGUUUUUAUCUCCAGGUACGUUUGCUCCCUGAAGAA